Molecule: messenger RNA, 423 nt
Organism: Rhizopus microsporus ATCC 52813
Lineage: Eukaryota; Fungi; Mucoromycota; Mucoromycetes; Mucorales; Rhizopodaceae
Product: Bis-triphosphatase
Exons: 5
Coding region: 1-423 (140 amino acids)
Molecular function (GO): catalytic activity
Source: RefSeq, a predicted model, not a curated record
AUGUUCAGAUUUGGAAAUCUCAACAUUUCCGAAAAAGAGGUGUUUUAUGAAAGUGAGCACACUGUAGGCUUAGUCAAUUUGAAGCCUAUCUCUUUUGGCCGUAGGCAUGUAUUAGUUGUUCCUAAGCGUAUGACGCUUCGAUACUCUGAUUUACUUGAGAAAGAGAUAAUUGAUCUUACUCUCUCAGCAAGACGCAUAAGUAAAGCGAUAUCGCAAUUGUAUCCUGAAACAAAGGAAGGAUUAGUAUGGUUAUUUCAAGAUGGAAUAGACGCUGGUCAAACAGUUCCACAUGUUCAUCUACAUCUAAUACCAAAAAGAUUUAUAGAUUGGUGCAGAGACAGUCAAGAUCGUGAAAAUAGAAGCAUCUUGGAGAUGGAAAAUGAGGCUAAGCUGCUAAGAGAUCUAUUGAAUAAAGUUCAAUAA